This is a messenger RNA of Symphalangus syndactylus (siamang), 1494 nucleotides long. It is a transcript of the gene ZIM2, whose product is annotated as zinc finger imprinted 2. The record is from RefSeq and is a predicted model, not a curated record. Gene Ontology annotation, biological process: regulation of transcription by RNA polymerase II. Gene Ontology annotation, molecular function: RNA polymerase II transcription regulatory region sequence-specific DNA binding; DNA-binding transcription factor activity, RNA polymerase II-specific. Gene Ontology annotation, cellular component: nucleus. NCBI's taxonomy places the organism in Eukaryota, Metazoa, Chordata, Mammalia, Primates, Hylobatidae.
UUUCUGUCUUUCUCACCAUAGGAACUCUAGAGCUGCUGUUAACUUCCCAUGGCAGGACAGGGUGGCAUGAGGGUGGCUGGCUACUGUGUCUGUCAGUGCUGCCAGACAGGACUCAAUUCCAUGGUUAUUCCUCUCUCCCUUCUAGGUUUCCUUGCUCAGGACUCUGUCACUGCAGAAAAGAGGAACACAGAGAUGUUAGACAAUCUGCCAUCUGCUGGGUCCCAGUUCCUGGACUUCAAACACUUAGGAACAUUUCUGGUGUUUGAGGAGUUGGUGACCUUUGAGGAUGUGUUUGUGGACUUCAGCCCAGAGGAACUGAGCUCCCUUAGUGCUGCUCAGAGAAACCUCUACAGGGAGGUGAUGCUGGAGAAUUACAGGAACCUGGUCUGCCUGGGGUACCAAUUCUCUAAACCUGACAUUAUCUCACGCCUGGAAGAGGAGGAAUCACGUGCAAUGGAGACAGACAGCAGACAUACAGUGAUUUGUCAAGGAGAGUCUCAUGAUGAUUCAUUGGAACCACACCAGGGCAACCAAGAGAAACUUUUGAGUCCUAUAACAAUGAAUGACCCCAAGACCCUCACUCUGGAAAGAAGCUAUGGCAGUGAUGAAUUUGAGAGAAGCUCUAGUCUUAGUGAACAAUCAGAGGAUCCUCUAGGAAAGGAUCCCCAGGAAGGCACUGCCCCUGGAAUAUGUACGAGUCCCCAGUCAGCAUCCCAAGAGAACAAACACAACAGAUGUGAAUUUUGCAAACGAACCUUUAGUACUCAAGUAGCCCUUGGGAGACACGAACAGAUCCAUACUGGGAAGAAACCCUAUGAAUGUAAACAGUGUGGUGAAGCCUUCUAUCUCAUGCCACACCUCAACAGACAUCAGAAGACCCAUUCUGGUAGGAAGCCUUCUGGCUCCAAUGAAGGUAGAAAGCCUUCCAUCCAGUGUGCGAAUCUGUGUGAACGUGUAAGAAUUCAUAGUCAGGAGCACUACUGUGAAUGUUUUCAGUGCGGCAAAGCUUUUCUCCAGAAUGUGCAUCUUCUUGAACAUCUCAAAGCCCAUGAGGCAGCAAGAGUCCUUCCUCCUGGGUUGUCCCACAGCAAGACAUACUUAAUUCGUUAUCAGCGGAAGCAUGACUACAUUGGAGAGAGAGCCUGCCAGUGUUGUGACUGUGGCAGAGUCUUCAGUCGGAAUUCAUAUCUCAUUCAGCAUUACAGAACUCACACUCAAGAGAGGCCUUACCAGUGUCAGCUAUGUGGGAAAUGUUUCAGCCGACCCUCAUACCUCACUCAACACUAUCAACUCCAUUCUCAAGAGAAAACUGUCGACUGCAAUCACUGUUGAGAAACCUUCAGGCACAGCACACACUUUUCUCAACAUGUUUGGCUUCAUCCUAGAAAGAGUGUUCUGAAUGUGAGAAGGUCUUUCACUGGCCCCCACACCUUGUUAACAACUUGAAAAUUCAUCAAAGUGUGGUAAAAAAAAAAAAAGUUGCGAUUUUUUGAA